This is a messenger RNA of Anopheles cruzii, 1287 nucleotides long. It is a transcript of the gene PCID2, whose product is annotated as PCI domain-containing protein 2 homolog. The record is from RefSeq and is a predicted model, not a curated record. Bases 1 to 1188 code for a protein of 395 amino acids. Lineage: Eukaryota; Metazoa; Arthropoda; Insecta; Diptera; Culicidae. The transcript has a single exon. Gene Ontology annotation, molecular function: RNA binding; double-stranded DNA binding. Gene Ontology annotation, biological process: transcription elongation by RNA polymerase II; post-transcriptional tethering of RNA polymerase II gene DNA at nuclear periphery; poly(A)+ mRNA export from nucleus. Gene Ontology annotation, cellular component: transcription export complex 2.
AUGUAUUUGCACGAUUAUCUGAACAAAUUCAUGCGCGUGUGGAACGCGCAAGAGGGCCAAGCGGUGGCCUGCUUUCUGUCGCUCCAGAACAACCACGUUAACAAUCCCAACCUGUACAAGGAGAACCCGGAAGGUGCCGUCAGUCGACAGCUUCCGACCCCGUUGGACGAAAUCGUAUCGGCACACCUGCGGACAAUCUACCAGCUGAUGCGCAGCGAUCCACCGAACUAUGGGGAAGCGUUCAAACAUCAGACGAGCGUCGUUCAGGCGGUGGUCAAAUUGUUGCAGCACAUGAAAGAGGAGAACUGGAUACUGCCGAUCAUGUACGUCGCAUCGAUCGAUCUGCGCUUGCUGGCCACUAAAUGCGAGCAGCUGUCGAAAAGCUCGAAAGCGGGUGAAAUUUUGGAGAAGGCGGCCGAAAGUCUGAUGUCGUGUUUUCGCGUGUGCGCCGGCGAUACGCGCUCGUCCGACGAGGACACCAAGCGGCUUGGAAUGCUCAACCUCGUCAAUCAACUGCUGAAGGUGUAUUUCCGGAUCAACAAGCUGCACCUCUGCAAACCGCUGAUCCGUGCGAUCGAUAGCUCCAACUUUCGCGAAAGCUUCAGCCUGGCCCAACGCAUCACCUACAAGUACUUUGCCGGUCGGAAGGCGAUGUAUGAUUCGGAUUUUAAGAACGCGGAAGAAUAUCUGAGCUUCGCGUUCAACCAGUGUCCCCGGAGGUUUACGAAGAACAAGCGACUGAUACUGAUUUAUCUGACGCCCGUCAAGAUGCUGCUUGGCUACAUGCCCCGGAAGGAGGUGCUAGAACGGUACAAUGUGCUCCAGUUCCACGACUUGGCGGCCGCCGUCCGCGAGGGAAACGUGAAACGAUUCGAUGAAGCGAUCCGCCGGCACGAGAUGUUCUUCAUCAACGCCGGGAUCUACCUGAUCGUCGAGAAAAUGAAAAUACUCACCUACAGAAAUCUGUUCCGGAAGGUGCACAUGAUUUUGGGCACACACCAAAUCGAUAUAAACGCGUUCCAGACGGCGCUGCAGGUUUCCGGCGUCGAGGAUGUGUCGCUCGACGAAACGCACUGUAUCGUGGCCAAUUUGAUAUACGAAGGACGGAUCAAGGGCUACAUCAGCUAUCAGCACAAUAAACUGGUUAUUUCGAAGCAGAACGCCUUCCCGACGGUCGUCGCCGCAUAACAGUGUGGUUUGGCCGACGAGCAUCGGCAGAAUUAAUGCAUUUAGCAGUACGCGGAUCGAUGGAACAUGAAGAGCGUGAUAUAACAUUUGUAAUCUGGU